Messenger RNA from Ipomoea triloba (trilobed morning glory), 2427 nucleotides. Its product is annotated as beta-xylosidase/alpha-L-arabinofuranosidase 2-like. Gene Ontology annotation, molecular function: alpha-L-arabinofuranosidase activity; xylan 1,4-beta-xylosidase activity. The transcript has 7 exons. The coding region runs from base 37 to 2343 and encodes 768 amino acids. Gene Ontology annotation, cellular component: plant-type cell wall. Gene Ontology annotation, biological process: xylan catabolic process; arabinan catabolic process. NCBI's taxonomy places the organism in Eukaryota, Viridiplantae, Streptophyta, Magnoliopsida, Solanales, Convolvulaceae. The record is from RefSeq and is a predicted model, not a curated record.
AUAUUUUUAUUUUUUGUAUAUUCAGAGAGGUCAUCAAUGGCCUCCUCUGUUUCUUUCCCCUGUUUUAUCCACCUUCUUCUCUUCAUUUCCUGUAAUUUUAUCUCGGGUUGGGCUCAGAAUGUCCCGAUUUUUGCCUGCGAUGUUGACGGGAAUCCGGGGCUGAAGAAUCUGAGCUUCUGUGAUUCGUCGUUGGAUGUGAAAACGAGGGUGGAUGAUCUGGUGAAGAGGUUGACAUUGUCGGAGAAGAUAACGUUCUUGGUGAAUAAAGCCGGGAGUGUUAGCCGGCUGGGGAUUCCGCAGUAUGAGUGGUGGUCGGAGGCGUUACAUGGCGUGUCUUAUGUCGGCCCCGGCGUCAAGUUCACUAGUCUCGUCCCCGGCGCCACCAGCUUCCCCGCGCCUAUUCUCACCGCCGCCUCGUUCAAUGAGACCUUGUUUGAAACCAUCGGAAAGGUGGUGUCUACGGAGGCGCGAGCAAUGCACAAUGUUGGUUUAGCCGGGCUAACGUAUUGGUCGCCGACGAUGAACAUCUUCCGGGACCCAAGAUGGGGGAGAGCUCAGGAAACUCCGGGCGAAGACCCGACGCUUACCGGCAAAUAUGCGGCCGGAUAUGUGAGAGGCCUGCAACAGAGGGAUGACGGUGACAAGGAGAAGCUCAAAGUGGCGUCUUGCUGCAAACACUACACUGCUUAUGAUGUGGACAAUUGGAAAGGGAUUCAGAGAUACACUUUCAAUGCAGUGGUGACACAACAAGACAUGGAUGACACCUUCCAACCUCCGUUCGAGGCGUGUAUUCGCGAAGGAAACGUUGCGAGUGUGAUGUGUUCUUACAACCAGGUUAAUGGCAAGCCAACCUGUGGUGAUCCUGACCUUUUGGCUGGGGUGAUUAGAGGCAAAUGGGGCUUAAAUGGAUACAUUGUCACAGACUGUGACUCAUUUGAUGUGAUUUUCAAUGCCCAACACUACACCAAAACACCAGAGGAGACUGCAGCUCUAGGGCUGAAUGCAGGGGUGGAUCUUAACUGUGGGACAUUUUUGGGCAAAAACACACAAGGGGCAGUGGACAAAGGCCUUGUGAAGGAAUCCGAAAUCGACAGAGCUGUAUCAAACAAUUUUGCCACUCUGAUGAGACUAGGAUUCUUUGAUGGUGAUCCCAGGAAGCAACUAUAUGGGAAUCUUGGUCCCAAAGAUGUAUGCACCCAAGAUAACCAAGAACUCGCCCGCGAAGCUGCAAGACAAGGCAUUGUGUUGCUAAAAAACACUGCAGGCUCACUGCCUUUAUCCCCCACUGCUAUAAAAUCCUUAGCUGUAAUUGGCCCCAAUGGGAAUGUGACCAAAACCAUGCUCAGCAACUAUGAAGGUGUCCCGUGUAAGGUCACAAGUCCUUUACAAGGCCUAUCAGCCAUAGCUGCAACAAGUUACUCACCAGGUUGUGACAACAUAGCCUGUGGCACGGCCCUAGUCGAUGAUGCAACGAAAAUUGCAUCCGCAGCUGAUGCUGUCGUGUUGGUGAUGGGAUCUGACCAAUCCAUCGAGAGGGAAUCGUUGGACAGAACGACCAUCACCCUUCCAGGACAGCAAUCUGUUUUAGUAUCUGCGGUUGCAAAGGCUGCUAAGGGACCUGUCAUUCUAGUCAUAAUGUCUGCAGGUGGCAUGGACGUAACGUUUGCAGUGAAUGAUCCCAAAGUGACAAGCAUUCUUUGGGUUGGAUUCCCCGGUGAGGCGGGUGGAUCAGCCAUUGCAGAUGUGAUUUGUGGGUCAUAUAAUCCAAGUGGGAGGCUACCAAUGACAUGGUACCCACAAUCCUAUGCAGACAGUGUCAACAUGACAGACAUGAGAAUGAGGCCUGAUCCUAAGACAGGCUACCCUGGCAGGACUUACAGGUUCUACACCGGCCCGACUGUUUUCAAAUUCGGAUAUGGCUUGAGCUACUCCACCUUCAAGCACAACCUAGUACGUGGCGCCCCCGAGACACUCUCCCUCCCUCUUGAGGAAGGCCACGUCUGUCGAACCUCAGAAUGUAAAUCCAUCGAGGCCGUAGACCACACCUGCAGCAAUGCAGCAUUUGACAUUCAUCUCAAUGUCAAGAAUGUGGGGCAAAUGAGUGGAAGCCACACAGUUCUAUUGUUCUCGUCGCCUCCCCGGGUUCACAAUGCACCCCAGAAACACCUGCUGGGGUUCCAGAAGGUGCAUUUGAGCCCAAAUCAAGAAGGGAUUGUGAGGUUCAGUGUGGAUGUCUGCAAGCAUUUGAGUGUAGUUGAUGAGGCUGGCAAUAGAAAAGUUGCCCUGGGACAUCAUGUGCUUCACAUAGGAGAUUUGGAACAUUCUUUAACUGUAACAAUCUGAGUCUGUCAUCAUCAGUCACAAACGUUCUUUUCGAAAAUCGAAGGAACAAAUAAAAGGAAUAUAUUCAAUUGAUACCAAUUGUUA